AUGGAAUACCCGCAUCUAAUGGACAUGUUGCUAAAUUUUUUGAGGACAGAACAACAACCAAGGGAGAGAAGGGAAACAAUACGCGUAUUAGGUUUGCUGGGAGCGCUUGAUCCAUACAAACACAAAGUAAAUCAGGGCUUAAUUGACUUUCAAACGGUAUCUACUUUGAUUCCUGUUUCGGACUCCACUUCCGAAAACAUUGACGCAAAUGUCAGUGAAAUGGUCGUCAACAUGUCACCGCUUAUUCUGGAUGAGUUCUACCCGGCCAUUGUUCUCACGUCUCUGAUGAGAAUGCUCCGCGACCCGAUGUUGACACAACACCACACGAGCGUUGUGCAUUCAGUCACAUUCAUUUUUCAAUCUCUAGGCAUCAAAUGCGUGCCCUACAUAUCGCGAGUGACGCCAAGUCUUCUUAAUGUGAUACGAACUACUGACAACAGCACCUUUAGAGAGUUUCUCUUGACGCAGUUGGCACAACUUAUAUCUGUUGUUAAAAUACAGAUUCGAAAUUAUUUAGAAGAUAUAUUUGACAUAAUUAAGGAGUACUGGACACCAAAUAGUCAACUGCAGCCAACUCUGAUAAUGCUAGUAGAACACAUAACAGUCGCCAUCGGACCGGAGUUUAAGGUGUAUCUGCGGAAAAUUCUGCCAAAUAUUCUCCGCGUGCUAAAAUACGACAAUAGUAAGGAUAAAGUUCUGACUGAGAAGCUAUUACUGACUAUACAAAAGUUUGAAAAUAAUUUAGACGAUGUACUGUUGUCGAUAGUACCCGCUGUGACUGCACUCUUUGAUGGCAGAAAUAUUCCUUUGUCAAUAUCAAAGCUUGCUAUGGAGACUAUUGAACACUUGUCGAUGUAUUUGUACUUCAGGCCGUACUCGGCGGUUAUUAUACAGGCACUCGCCAAAGUUUUGGACAACAAUCCAUCUUUACGACAAACCGCCAUGAAUACACUUUGCGCGCUGAUUGUACAACUGGGACGUGAAUACAUUGACUAUAUACCGUCUGUGGACAGAAUAUUGAUGAAACAUAAAAUACAAUGCCCCAACUACAUCGUACUCGUGACGAGGUUGCAAGCUAUAUCCACCUUGGCUUCUGAUGAUGAUUACUUAGAUGAGACUCGACUUCGACUGCGGAAUCAAAAGACUGAUGUCGUAGGCCCUGGUGACACUCAGACCAUACAGAAAUUAUCAUUGAACGUGUCUAACUUACGUAAAUGUUGGUCUAUAAAGAACAUAGUGUCCAAAGAAGACUGGAUGGAAUGGCUGAGACAACUCAGUGUGGCCUUCCUGACAGAAUCAAACAGCCCGGCUAUAAGGGCGUGUUCAUCUCUAGCUCAGAACUAUCCUCAGUUAGCUAGUGAGUUAUUCAACGCAGCAUUCAUGUCAUGUUGGACGGAGCUGGAUGACAAAUCACGGAAGGAACUGGUACAAUCUCUCGAACAUGCUCUCACUGUUCCCGACACUCCAGAGCUGGCGCUCGCAGUUCUAAAUCUCGCGGAGUUCUUAGAACAUUGCGAAAAGGGCGCUUUGCCCAUACCAAUCAAACUGCUCGGCGACACAGCUAUCAACUGCCGAGCGUAUGCCAAAGCUUUAUAUUAUAAGGAACAAGAAUACAAAAGAAAUCCUUCUAAACAAGUAAUUGAAGCAUUAAUACAUAUAAAUAACAAACUCCAAAGAAACGAGGCGAGUAAUGGUUUGUUAGAAAAAGUUAUUACACAAAAGAAGAAUGGUGAUACCUCGCUAAAUGUUCAUGUUAGGUGGUAUGAGAAACUACAUAACUGGGAUCAGGCUCUGGAAUUGUAUAGUAAGAAGCUGGAAGUGGAACCGCAAGAUGAAGACUCCAAACUAGGUAUGAUGAGGUGCCUCGAGGCUUUAGGAGAAUGGAGAAAGAUAUAUAACAUCACCACCGAACAAUGGGACAGUAUCACCGACGAAAAUAGAAAGAGGUCAGCUAAAAUAGCUGCUGCAGCAUCCUGGGGUCUGCAGGAGUGGGAUUCAAUGCGCAAGUAUGUCGAAUUUAUAUCAGAAGAUAGCCAAGAAGGUGCCUUCUACCGAGCAAUCCUUGCAAUUCAUGAAGGACACUGGCAGGAGUCGAGGCAUUACAUUGACUCUGCUAGAAGUUUAUUAGAUGUAGAGCUAAGUGCUGUUGUCGGCGAGAGUUACCAACGAGCAUACGGAGCUCUCGUCAACGCGCAGCUUUUGACAGAACUAGAGGAAGUUGUCACAUACAAACUGGUAGAAGAACGACGCAAUCCUAUUCGGAAAUGUUGGUGGUUGAGACUCCAAGGCGGCCAGCGGCUGGUGGAUGAUUGGAGGAAAAUGCUUCAGAUACGAAGUCUAGUCAUGUCGCCGAGAGAAGACUUCCAAACUUGGUUAAAGUUCGCUUCACUGUGUAGGAAAACAGGUGCUAUCAACCAAGCUCAUAAAAUAGUUCUGUCCAUAUUAGGCUGUGACCCCAUCACUAACCCUGACGUAUUGCUUCGGAUGCAGGAUCCCAGAAUAGUGUUAGCUUACAGUAAGAACUUGUGGGAAGCUGGGAACAAAAGAUACGCGUACGAUGUCUUACAGAGGUUCUUGGACAAUUCUGAACCAGACAAUGACGAGCACUGUAGGCUGUUAGCACGAUGCCACCUAAAAUUAGGAUCCUGGUGCGAGUCUCUUCAAGAAAUUAAUGAGUUGUCCAUCCCUGAGAUAUUAAGGAACUAUGCAGCGGCGACGAUCCUCGCACCAGACUGGUAUAAGGCGUGCCACGCGUGGGCUUGUAUGAGUUUUGAAACAGUUCUCUUCUACAAACAGCAGGACAAUAUAUCAGAGAGCAGUAUAGCGGGAGGCUCUGGGGAGAAGAAAGUGUCGAGGGCAGAUUUUAUAAAUCCUCAUACUAUACCAGCUAUUGAGGGAUUCUUCAAGUCUAUAAGUUUAUCAAAUGGCAGUGCGCUGCAGGAUACACUGCGACUGUUGACGUUGUGGUUUGACCAUGGACAUCACCCAGCGAUAUACGACGCGUUGUUCGAAGGGAUCAGGCAAAUAGAUGUAAAGAUAUGGCUGCAGGUGAUACCGCAACUCAUCGCUCGUAUUGACUCACCCCGGAGUUUGGUGGCCAAACUAGUCCAUAUACUGCUCAUAGACAUAGGCAAGUUACACCCACAAGCGUUGGUGUACCCACUGACAGUUGCGACAAAGUCUUCCUUCGUGACUAGAAAGACCGCUGCGAACUACAUUCUGAAGACAAUGUGUGCACACUCUCAAAACUUGGUGAACGAAGCGGCCAUUAUAUCUGAAGAACUUAUUAAGGUGGCCAUUUUGUGGCACGAUCAAGUAUUCAUUGCGCUGGAUGAGGCUUCUAGAUUAUACUUCAGUGAAAAAGACUACCGAGGAAUGUUUAAAACGUUGGACAAAAUGCACGCGAUGCUGGACCGCCCGCCAGAGACAUUGAAAGAGGUGUCCUUUUUACAAAUGUAUGGACGGGACCUGCAGGAAGCACAUCGCUGGCUAGAACUAUACAAGGAGUCUGGCGAAAACAGGUAUUUGAACGAGGCAUGGGACCUGUACUACCACGUGGUGCGUCGCAUCGCGUCACAGUUCCGCUCGCUGACGUCACUGGAGCUGCAGUACGUUAGCAAGCGACUGCACACCUGCAAGGACUACGAGCUAGCUGUACCUGGCUCCUACGUACCCAACGAGAAAGUCAUCAGGAUAUCGCAUAUACAUAGUCAUUUACAAGUAAUAAAAUCAAAACAGCGUCCUCGCCGUCUAACAAUCCAGGGAUCAGAUGCCAAACAGUACAUGUUCUUACUAAAAGGUCACGAGGACUUGCGUCAGGAUGAGCGUGUGAUGCAGCUGUUUGGUCUCGUGAACACUUUAUUGCAGGCUGAUACUAACACGUACAGGCACGACCUGGCUAUACAGCGGUACGCGGUCAUACCACUGUCUCCCAACUCCGGCCUCAUUGGCUGGGUGCCACAGUGUGAUACGCUAUACAACCUCAUCAGUGAUUAUAGAGAUAAAAAGUCUAACAAGAUGGCGCUCAGUACGGAACAGCAGAUCAUGCUGCGGAUGGCCUCUGAUUACCAGAAACUUAUGUUGAAGCAUAAGGUAGAAGUGUUUGAAUACACCCUCUCUCAAACGCCUGGGAAUGACUUGGCGCGGCUCCUCUGGCUGAAAAGUCCUUCUGCAGAGGCUUGGUUCGAGCGUCGAACUAACUACACUCGGUCGUUGGCUGUCAUGAGCAUGGUGGGCUACAUCCUGGGACUCGGCGACCGACAUCCCUCCAACAUCAUGUUACAUAGAGUCACUGGAAAAGUCCUACAUAUCGACUUCGGGGACUGCUUCGAAGUAACUCAAUCAAGAGACAAAUUCCCUGAAAAAAUCCCCUUCAGAUUGACGAGAAUGCUCAUAAGUGCUAUGGAGGUGACGGGCAUCGAGGGUACAUACCGGUCGACGUGCGAGUCGGUGAUGCAUGUACUACACAAGCACCGAGACAGCGUGAUGGCCGUGCUGGAAGCCUUCGUCUACGAUCCUCUCCUUAACUGGCGCCUCGUCGACAACGACCACCACUCCCUCACUGAGUCCACCUUCUCAUCAGACAUCGACUCAUCCUACACACUCCCCAGCCGAUCCCGCAACCACUUGCACUACGAAUCUCUCGAAAUUCCUCCAGAGGCUAACCUCAACAAGCGAGCGCUCUCUAUCCUCAACAGAAUUAGAGACAAGUUGACUGGAAGAGACUUCCCGCACGUCGAGGCGGUCGUCAGCGUGCCCAAGCAAGUGGACCUGCUCAUCAAGCAGGCGACGAAUAAUGAGAACCUGUGCCAGUGUUACAUCGGCUGGUGCCCCUACUGGUAG
Molecule: messenger RNA, 4842 nt
Organism: Spodoptera littoralis (African cotton leafworm)
Lineage: Eukaryota; Metazoa; Arthropoda; Insecta; Lepidoptera; Noctuidae
Source: the annotation of a GenBank genome assembly